UGGUCCAAUGGCUGUAUGGCACAUCAGCAUGAGUCAUAUCAAUGAUGUCACUUAUUUUUAACCCACUAAUCACUGCCCUCACUCUUUUCUGAAUUCUGAGUUUUAAAGUGAUUCUGACUCAGUUAUAGAGAUCACAAGACAACUGCAACAAUGAACCUACAGGAGUCCAUUCUUAUUUUGAGUGCAAUCUUUAUUUUUGUAUUUGUAUCUACUAAAAGUCCUGAUGGUGGUCCUAAAAGUGGAGUAGUGUACACUUGUUGGGGAAGGAAGUCCUGUCCUACUGGAGCUGAACUACUGUAUGAGGGAAUAACUGGAGGUAGUCCCCAUGCUGAACCAGGAGGAGGAGCUAACUAUGUCUGUUUACCAAAGAUCCCUCAAUAUAUGAGUACAACUGUACCUACUUGGUAUUCUGAAAUGCAUGGUACUGAAUAUGAAGGUGUUAAUGAAAUAUUUCUAGGAAAGCAUAAUCACAAUGUUCCUUGUGCAGUAUGUUAUGCAACUAAUAGAAUUGCUAAACUGAUGAUUCCUGCACGAAUAGAAUGUCCUGACUCAACAUGGACUAUGGAAUAUAAAGGAUAUCUGAUGGCUGGUUAUGGGGAACAUUCAAGCAAUAAAGUCUAUGAGUGUGUUGAUGAAAAUCCUGAAACUAUUGAUGGCAGUGAGGCUAAUACUGAUGGUGCUCUGAUGUAUUUUAUCCAGUCAACCUGUAAUGGUCUACCUUGCUUACCUUAUGUUAACAAAAGAGCUAUUACUUGUGUUGUGUGUACUAAGUGACAAUAGUAAACUUUAUUAGGUUGCUGUUUUUGCUAAAUGUCUAAUAAAACAGAUUUUACAAAUUUUUUAAUAAUGUUGCUGUAUAGUA
This is a messenger RNA of Amphimedon queenslandica, 862 nucleotides long. Its product is annotated as short-chain collagen C4-like. NCBI's taxonomy places the organism in Eukaryota, Metazoa, Porifera, Demospongiae, Haplosclerida, Niphatidae. The transcript has 2 exons. The record is from RefSeq and is a predicted model, not a curated record. The coding region runs from base 151 to 774 and encodes 207 amino acids.